Labeo rohita (rohu) is the source of this 5127-nucleotide messenger RNA. It is a transcript of the gene lzts2a, whose product is annotated as leucine zipper, putative tumor suppressor 2a. NCBI's taxonomy places the organism in Eukaryota, Metazoa, Chordata, Actinopteri, Cypriniformes, Cyprinidae. The transcript is spliced from 5 exons. Gene Ontology annotation, biological process: negative regulation of canonical Wnt signaling pathway; cell division. The record is from RefSeq and is a predicted model, not a curated record. The coding region runs from base 245 to 2374 and encodes 709 amino acids.
GGAAAUAGAGGAGAGGACAGGACACAGAGGAAGGGGGGUUUCUACCAGAGAAAAGAGAGCAAACUUUGGCAUGAGGAGGAGGAGCAGAAAGAAUGAGCAUGUGAGAGAGAAGGAAAGAGAUAGAGAGAGUGUGUGUAACACACAGUGAGCAGACUGGGAUUGUACCUCCAGGACAGACUGGGGAGACGCGAGGAGGCAGCCAUGCAGAGCACUAUGGAGUGUGUGUCCUGGGCGUGUGUUCGCCAUGGCUCUAGUUCAGGCACUGCCUGUGCCCACUGAUCACCCAAAACCCAGCGCUGACGUCCAGCAGUGCUGCUCAGUGUCUCAUUCCCCCACCGUAGCUGCGGCAGGCACCAUGGGCUCCGUCAGCAGCCUCAUCUCUGGACGUACCUACCAGGAGCGUCACUGCCGAGCUGCCAGCGACUUUGGCGCCAAGUAUCGCAAACCCACACCAGCUACGAGCUGUUUCCGACAACAAGAGGGCACGCUGCGCAGCGCCAGCUCACAGGAGCAGCUUCUUACCAACCAGCCUCCUCUACCUGCUAAGAACAAGUCCUCUGCCCUCAUCUCUGCUGGCAAUGGCAACUAUGGCUAUUUGAGUGAUGAGCCAGUGGGCGACUGGAAUGAUAAUCAUGUGACUACAUGCAGCCCAUCCAGUGAUACCGAAGAGCCUCAUGAUAACAGAGGCAUGAAUGGUAACAUUGGUGGCCCUCCUCCCAAACUUGUCCCAGUGUCAGGCAGGCUGGAAAAGAGUAUGGAGAAAAUACUGAUCCGUCCCACUGCCUUUAAGCCGGUUGUGCCCAAGAAUCGCAACUCUGUGCAGUACCUUUCUCCAAGGUCCGGAGGCAGUCUGUCUGAAAGCCAGGGCAGCCUCAACCUCUUACUUCCUGGCACUGUAGCAGGAUUGGGCUGUCAGGAGAAGCGCAACUCUUACAGUGGGGGGCGCAACGCACGGAGUAGUCAGUCCGGCACUAUGUCCGACUCAGGCCGCAACUCACUCUCCAGCCUACCCACCUACAGCAGCACAGGGUACAGCCUGGCACAGAGCGAGGUACCGACCGGGCACAUGGAAACCACACGCUCCGGCGGUGGCCACGGACACUCUAACUCUGACAGUGGUCGGUCAUCAUCUAGUAAGAGCACGGGGUCUUUAAGUGGCCGUGGCCAGCCCCUCUCAGACAGUGGAUCGUGUGGUCGCUCCCCAGCUCCAGGAGAAGGGUAUGAAGGGGUCAUUCGGGAACUUGAGGACAAGCUGAGGGAAAGAGAUCUGGAGUUGCAGCAACUCAGGGACAACCUGGAUGAGAACGAGGCAGCCAUCUGUCAGGUGUAUGAGGAGAAACAGAAGCGUUGUGAGCAAGAGUUAGAGGACCUUCGGCAGAGCUGUGCAUCGAAAAUGAAGCAGGUGCAGUUGAAGGCACAACGGGCGCAACAGGUCCUGCAGUUGCAGGUGUUCCAGCUGCAGCAGGAGAAGAAGAAAUUGCAGGAGGACUUCUCCCAACUCCUGCAAGAACGGGAGGCAUUGGAGAAGAGAUGUGCCUCUUUUGAGAAGGAGCAGACACAGCUAGGUCCUCGUCUUGAAGAGACAAAGUGGGAGGUCUGUCAGAAGUCAGGUGAGAUCUCUCUGCUGAAGCAGCAGCUGAAGGACGUACAGGCCGAUCUUGGCCAGAAGGCCAGCGAGAUUGUUGCUUUGAAGGCCCAGUUGAGAGAGGCACGUUCUGAGCUUCAAGCUAGCCAGGCUCGCUCCCAGGAAGCCCACGCCACAGCCCGCACUCGUACCCUCGAACUUGAGGUUUGCGAGAAUGAGCUGCAGCGUCGUAAAAGCGAAGCAGAGCUCCUACGGGAGAAGGUGGGCCGUUUGGAGGAAGAGUCCAUCCGUCUUAAAGAGGCCCUGGCAGUGUGCCCAUCCCAAACUCUACCUUCUAAGGGCCAAUGCAUGAGCUUGCCUCUGCCCCAAACCCGUGGGGGAAUCACUCACGGGAUCAGCCCUGCUUUCAGGGACAACGGCAGUGAAGAGCAGUUUCUAGCAUACGAGAGCGAUGAAGCGAAGGUGCAGCGUCAGAGCGUGGAUGUGCUUCACGGUCUUCGUCAGCAGGUGGACCGACUGCGGGCUGAGCUGAUGUAUGAGAGGAGGCGGAGUGAGGACCAGCUGGAGACCUUUGAGGAUGAACGCAGGGUGUGGCAGGAGGAGAAAGACAAGGUGAUCCGUUACCAGAAGCAGCUGCAGCAGAACUACAUCCAAAUGUACCGCAGAAACCGAGACCUAGAACGUGUGAUGAGGGAACUUAGUCUUGAACUGGAGAACAGGGACAUGGAGGAGUUUGACAUGCGUAGCAAUGAGAUCCAUUUUGAGGAGAUCACUGCCACUGAAAUCUAACCCACAUCUCACUCUGCCAUCCCAAAAUGAAUUUCCACUGUGCUUGUCUCGUGUGAGGAGCACUGGCCUUCACAGCAGUGUCAUUUGGCAUGCUUCUCCACAAUAUUUCAGAAAGACUUAUGUUCAAGGCAAGUUAUUGUUGCGAUGUCCACAUAGGCCAAUAAAACAUGGAACGUUUGUAUUUAGACAUCUUUAUGAUCACUUCCUGCCUCGGAAACUUGUGAGGGACUUCAGAUGAAUGUACAAUGACUGUGAACAGCAGUUAAUUGAUGCCACUGGUUAAGGGAAGGAUAUCCUCAAAGAUGGUGCUUUGUUCCUGACAAACUUCUAUAGUACAACUAGGGCUUUAAUUUAGCUUAAUUCUGGGGGGGGUAUUGCAAAAAAAAUAUCACAUUUAGUCCCCCGUUGCCAUUAAAUGCGAAUUCUUUAAGAAAUCUUUCACCCAGGCAGUUCACAAAACACAUGUUUUUCCAUUCAAAAGCAUCUAUGCCAGGGGUGUCCAAACUUGGUCUUGGAGGGCCACUGUCCUGCAGAGUUUAGCGCCAACUUCUCUCAACUUCUAAUAUGCCUAGUAAGGCCUUGAUUAGCUUGUUCAGGUGUGUUUAAUUGGGGUUGAAGCUAAACUAUGCAGGACAGUGCCCUCCAGGAGCAGGACUGGACACCUGUGAUCUAUGCAGCGGUGCAGAACACAGGGCUCUCAAAAUGUCAUUUUUAACGUUGAGUUACUUAGAAAUAUGAGUUGUUGACAUAAAUAAGAAGCGACAUAACAGUAAAGGACAUCUGUAGCGUAGAGCAAAUGCUAGAAUGUGUCCUUUGUGAGCUACCUUGGGCAGAUUGACAAACCCAAUUUCUAAAUGGAAAUGGAAACUUUCUGGGAUUUUCUGGAAACUUUUUGGGAAUUUUUCAAAAUUUUCUGCCCUUUUGCAACCCUAUACCUUACACACAAUCAGACUGUCCCAGCAAAGAAAUAUACUGAAAUGGCUGAGACUGAAGAACCAAUGGGAAGAAAUACAGCAUGUAGGCUAAGGGUUUCAUGGAGUUUCUCAUAUCCUACAGAGCACACUACUUGCCUCGCCCAUUGUACCAGCAUUAACACUGAUGGGAAGAGACUUGGGGGCACUCUAUUGAGCAUCUCAUGUUAGGUCACAGAAAGUGCAGUUUUGUUGCAUUCAUUCUUGGUGUUCUAGUUGUGCUGGUGUUAAGUCCUCAAUAACAUUGUGUCAUAUCUUCUCAGCUAUUUACGGCACUAUGCAGCAAGAACCGUCAGCUCUCAUCUCACAGCCCCGCUGCUUACGCUACAUUUGAUACUAAUCACUGAUGUAGAAGUGUUAUUUUUAUAAUUAGAUGAUAUAUUAGCAGAUAUAACUAGCAAAUAUAGAGGCAAAUAUAUUUUUUCCUUUUCUUUGUGAGCAUUGCCAUGCACACUGUACAGAGUGAAUAGCAUGUGUGCAUGACACCGUAGCAUUUCUGUGGCCAGACAGUCUGGCGUCGAGUCACGUCAUGGCAUCACACAGGUCAACUGGUUGGUUUUUCCCACCAGUUCUGCUCUGUAAUGACAUAGUUGAUGAAUGCAUAGAUAUUAUGUUAGAUUUGCAUACGAUCUGAGAAAUACUAAUCAAAUAUUUGUGGUCAUUUUGUUAAAGGGAUAUAUACACUAUAUAAACUUUGUUGUUUAUACAGAAGAGAUUCUUUUAAAAAAAGAGAGGAAGAAUUAAAUAUAUAUAUAAUGUAUAUUUUUAUAUAUAGCACCUCAAGCUAUUUUGUGGAAACACAGGUAACUUUGUGGGUUUAAUAAAUAUGAAUUGCAUAUUUCACACAUUUUUGUCCAGAGGGGUCAUUUGCCAUAGCAUGUUCAUGUAGAGCUCUGACAGUAUUUCAUACAGUAGUUAGUUUCAUACAGUAGUUCUCAUUAAGUAUUUAAUGUCUUUCUCUGAUUAUAACAUACAGCAUUAUUAUAUAAUUUUUGAGCAUGUUGUAGAAAAGUGGCAAGAACAUUGACUGACAACAACGCUAGCAUUUUUGACAUCAGGGAAGACAUAAGACUUAUGAAACGAGGAACUCGCUGCAAAAAUCACAUUUUAGCCAUCACAACCAAAGAUAAUCUGUUAUGUAUUUUCCAUAUUAUCUUAAUCAGCUUAUAGUUAUAUUCACUUACACAUUCACUUCACUCAGUGCUUCCUUUUUUACAAAUGUAAUAUACACUCAAUGUUCCUACAGUAAAACAGACACUUUAUUUAUGUGAUAAUCAUUUUUAUAUUUUUUCAUUCAAGGCCAAAUUAUUCAUUUCAGUAUUUGUCAGAAUGGCUCUACAUUCAUCACUGACUACCUGCAGACAAUAUGAUGCCAUAUUUUUCUCACCCUGCUCAGAUUAUCAUCCCUCAUGUUGUCGGGAUCAUCUCUGUAGCACAGAUGUGUUACGAGUGUAAAAAUGAGCUCUCUUACCCCUGGACAAUGUCCUCUGCUUUUCUUCCAGACAUGUCAAUCAUGCCCCUGAAAAAUACAUGUGUAAAUAUUCCUCACAUUGUAAUAUUAUUGACAUAUUCAAUAUAUUUGUUUUUACACACACAAAAUAUCUUUAAGGUGUAACCACUGUGAAUAGACCAAAGCAAAUUAACAUUUAAUCUUUUUGCCCUCAUGUAUGUGCUUGUGUAUGUUUCCUUUGUCAAUCUGUAGUCUUUGUAGUCAUGUAUGUAUAUUUUCCUGUUGUAUAUUUCUUGUAAAAAUGUGUUUUUAAUUAAAGAAAGUUGCCUCAA